Messenger RNA from Ordospora pajunii, 516 nucleotides. RefSeq lists its product as uncharacterized. Gene Ontology annotation, biological process: ubiquitin-dependent protein catabolic process. Gene Ontology annotation, molecular function: ubiquitin-like protein conjugating enzyme binding; ubiquitin protein ligase activity. Lineage: Eukaryota; Fungi; Microsporidia; Ordosporidae. Bases 1 to 516 code for a protein of 171 amino acids. The record is from RefSeq and is a predicted model, not a curated record. The transcript has a single exon. Gene Ontology annotation, cellular component: endoplasmic reticulum.
AUGGAAAUAGAUGGGUUUUUGAAGAACCUUAAUGAGUAUCAUGAGAUGGGAAGCAGUCAUGGCAUGCAUGGAGACUUAGAUGCAGAGUCUGGAGUGCAAUAUGAAGCAGGGCAGUAUGCAUGCAGUAUAUGCUAUUUGUCUCCUGAAGAUCCAGUAGUGACGUUCUGUGGGCAUCUUUAUUGUUGGGGAUGCAUAUAUGCAUGGUCGCAAUCUGUUGGCGGAUGCAGGCUCUGCCCAGUGUGUAGAUCAAAAAUGUCAAUUGAGGAAGUCAUACCUGUUUUGUCUGUGAGUAGCAAGAGAAGAUGCGGAAGAAUUCCUCCAAAGCCUGUGAAUGGAAGAAGGCUUACCAAGGUGAUUGUGCCUGGAUGGAAGGCAAACGAUAGAAGGUUUGUUGGAAGCAUUGUACUGCAGGAAUAUAAUCCCGAGGUGCUUUCGUACAGAACAGUGAUGGGAACAUUUGUAUUUGUAUGCAUUUUUGUUGCAAUAACCUUGAAGUCGUAUCUGCUUGGUGGGUAG